Aspergillus puulaauensis is the source of this 1002-nucleotide messenger RNA. RefSeq lists its product as uncharacterized. The record is from RefSeq and is a predicted model, not a curated record. Bases 1 to 1002 code for a protein of 333 amino acids. The transcript has 2 exons. Gene Ontology annotation, molecular function: hydrolase activity. Lineage: Eukaryota; Fungi; Ascomycota; Eurotiomycetes; Eurotiales; Aspergillaceae.
AUGAUGUCUCUGUCUCUGCAGAUGCGCCGUUUCGUCACCUUGAUUCAGAAGGGUCUUUCUGGUCUUUCUCAAUUGCUACUGCAGCUUUUAUAUUCACGCAAGGGCCAAUCACAAGUCUACCUAGGACGUCCUGUCUCGAAGCGAAUUCCAGUCAGCAGGAUUCCGCGCGGCUCUUGGGACAGCCAUAUGCAUGUAGUCGACCCAGUCAAGUACCCGCUCGCCGAAGACGCACUGUACACUCCCACCCCCCAUCUCCUCUCCCAGGCGCUACUCUUCGAGGCCUCAACCGGAAUCCGCAAUAUCGUCUUAGUCCAGCCGUCUAUCUACGGAACCGACAACUCCUGCCUGCUCGACGCCCUUCGAACAAUAGGACCCCGGCACGGCCGCGCCGUAGUAACCUUCGACUGCGCCACAAUCGACCCUUCAACGCUCCAGAAAUGGCACCAGUGGGGGGUUCGAGGGGUCCGCGUCAACACGCAAUCCAGCGGUAGACACAUGGACGAGGACGAGCUGGCGGCGACGGUACGGCGAUACGCGGACAUUAUACGGCCGUACAACUGGGUCCUGCAGCUAUACGUCCCGCUGGCUACAGCCGGCGUCUUGGAGAGGGUUGUACCAGAGCUGGGGGUGAGGGUUUGCUUCGAUCAUUUUGGGGCCCCGGAUCUGGGUGGCUUUGGCGUCUUGCAUCGCGGCGACCCGUACAGCCUUCCGGGGUUUCGCUCGCUCGUUAACAUGCUGCGGCGAGGUAAUGUGUACGUCAAGCUUUCGGCGCCGUAUAGGAUCAGUAGAGAUGGCACGUUGAGGGACUUGGAGCCGGUUGCGAGGGAAUUGUUGAACGUCGCUGGAAUGACCCAGAUGGUGUUCGCUAGUGACUGGCCGCAUACGCGGUUCGAGGGACUGGAUAUCAGGCCCUAUAUGGAGACAUUAUUGACCUGGUGCGGGGGGGACGAAGCUCUGAUUGAGAGAGUGUUCAGAGGUAACGCUGAGAGGUUAUGGGAAUAG